Messenger RNA from Chaetomium strumarium, 1898 nucleotides. Its product is annotated as putative fructosyl amino acid protein. Lineage: Eukaryota; Fungi; Ascomycota; Sordariomycetes; Sordariales; Chaetomiaceae. The record is from RefSeq and is a predicted model, not a curated record. Bases 230 to 1723 code for a protein of 497 amino acids. The transcript has a single exon. Gene Ontology annotation, molecular function: proline dehydrogenase activity; L-pipecolate oxidase activity; flavin adenine dinucleotide binding.
CAAGCGUCCGGGCUGCAACAGGGCUCCGAAUUGGAAGAAAGAUCACGCAAUUUCACACAGGAAGCACCAGCAUCUUCGUGGGGUGUCUGGUGAUUAUUACUACGACACCAGCGGGCCAUCUGUUGCGGCCACAGAGGACUUGAACCCUUGUUAGACCGCCGGUGCUUUACCGCUCCUCCGUGUCUGAAACCCUAUUUAAUUACUUGCCCAUUAUUCCUCAUUGUCUCAAAUGGGUUCUCUUUCCUCCCCCUCUCCUUCGUCUCUUCCCUCCUCGUCAACCUUCUCGCCUCCUUCCUCGAUUCUCAUCAUCGGCUCAGGAGUCUUUGGGCUUGGCACUGCACUAGCCCUCGCCCGCCGCGAUGCCUUUGCCCGGUGUUCGAUAACCGUCGUCGACAGGUCGGACCCGUCUCAACCCGGAGCGACCUUUCCCUCCCCGGACGCCGCCAGCGUCGACACCAGCCGCAUCAUCAGGGCUGACUACGCCGACCCGGCUUACGCUGCCCUGGCUGACGAGGCCCAGGCGGAAUGGCGUAAGCAGGACAAGCCCACCGAUCUCGGUGCGGAAGGGCGCUACAGUGAGGCCGGCUUGCUCUUGGUUGGCGACGUUGCGCCGCCUGCGCCAGCCGCGGGCCCCGCCGGCGAGGGUCUGAAACCCAAGCUGACGGGCAUGGAUUAUGCCCGCAAGAGCUGGGCCAACGUCCUGUCUCUGGCCUCAAAAGACUCCCAACUCGCCGCCCGUGUCCGAGAGCUGCCCAAUCCCGACGCCAUUCGUGAUGCUCUGGGAACAGGUGGCAGCACCGGGUCAUGGGGCUACAUCAACCACAACAGCGGCUGGGCGAACGCAGCCGCCUCGAUGGCAUACCUCCUUGGCCAAGUCCGCCGCACCGAACGUGUCAACUUCGUCACCGGCACUGUCAUCUCCUUGGAACACAGCGAGAACACUGUCACCGGCGCCAGGCUCGACGACGGCCGCGUCCUAUCCGCCGAUCUCGUCAUGGUCGCGGCCGGCGCAUGGACCGGAGGGUUAGUUGACCUGGCCGGGCAAGCAGUCGCCACCGGGCAGGUCUUGGGCUAUCUAGACCUGACCGAGGCCGAGCAGGAGAAGCUAGCCAAGAUGCCCGUCGUCUUGAACCUCUCCACGGGGCUGUUCGUCAUCCCUCCCAAGGACCGAGUCCUGAAGAUCGCCCGGCACGCCUACGGCUACAUUAACCCGGUCACUCUCGGCACAGCGCCGCCGCUCCCGCUAUCCCCUGGAUUACCGCCCCACCCAUCGGUCUCCCUCCCGCGAACCUCGGUCACCGACCCGUCCCUCUCCAUCCCGGCCGAAGGCGCAGCCGAUCUGCGCCGCGCGCUGCGCGAGAUGAUCCCCUGGCCGGAGCUCCACGACCGCCCGUUCAGCAAGACGCGCCUGUGCUGGUACUCGGAUACGGCGACGGCCGACUUCCUUAUCGACUACCACCCGAACUGGAAAGGCCUCUUCGUCGCCACUGGCGACAGCGGCCACGCGUUCAAGCUCCUACCCGUCAUCGGCGAGAAGAUCGCCGACUGCAUUGUGGGCAGCUGCCCGCCCGAGUUCAAAGGCAAAUGGGAGUGGAAGGCAAAGACGGCCGCCAGCCCCGGCAUCACACUGUUCACGGAGGACGGUAGCAGAGGCGGCAAGCCUGGCCUUGUGCUGGCUGACGAGCUGGCCAAGUCUGAGGCGGUUGCCGCUGCGACUACGUGAGGGAGCCUGCGCGGGUCACCAGGUAAGGGCACCUUGGGACUCGAGGAGGAGGGGACAAGUGCAGCCACGAUCAGGUAAGCUCACAACACCAGAUACAUCACAGCAACUUAUGGGCACCUGUUAAGUCAAUAGAUCAUUUUUGACGGCAGCAACAGACCACAACUCAAGCCGCAAU